Molecule: messenger RNA, 10743 nt
Organism: Manis javanica (Malayan pangolin)
Lineage: Eukaryota; Metazoa; Chordata; Mammalia; Pholidota; Manidae
Source: RefSeq, a predicted model, not a curated record
GAGGAGGCUUUCCGCAAGCUGAGGUUGAAGCCAGGGUCCCAACCUGGGCUUUGGAAAUGCCUGUCAUGGUGGAUUUGCUAUCGUCUUUCUGGUGAGGACGAGCAAUGGAAUGAAAUGUGCCUUGAAACGCAUGUUUGUCAACAAUGAGCAUGAUCUCCAGGUGUGCAAGAGAGAAAUCCAGAUAAUGAGAGACUUGUCGGGGCACAAGAACAUUGUGGGUUACAUUGACUCCAGUAUCAACAAUGUGAGUAGCGGUGAUGUAUGGGAAGUACUCAUUUUGAUGGACUUCUGUAGGGGAGGCCAGGUGGUCAACCUGAUGAACCAGCGCCUGCAGACAGGUUUUACCGAAAAUGAAGUACUCCAGAUAUUUUGUGACACAUGUGAAGCUGUUGCCCGUCUGCAUCAGUGCAAAACGCCCAUCAUCCACCGUGACUUGAAGGUUGAAAAUAUCCUCUUGCAUGACCGAGGCCAUUAUGUCCUGUGUGACUUUGGAAGUGCCACCAACAAAUUCCAGAAUCCACAAACUGAGGGAGUCAAUGCAGUAGAAGAUGAGAUUAAGAAAUACACAACGCUGUCCUAUCGAGCACCAGAAAUGGUCAACCUGUACAGUGGCAAAAUCAUCACUACGAAGGCAGACAUUUGGGCUCUUGGAUGUUUGUUGUAUAAAUUAUGUUACUUCACUUUGCCAUUUGGAGAGAGUCAGGUGGCAAUUUGUGAUGGAAACUUCACAAUUCCUGAUAACUCUCGAUAUUCCCAAGAUAUGCACUGCCUAAUUAGGUAUAUGUUGGAACCAGACCCUGACAAAAGGCCGGAUAUUUACCAGGUCUCCUACUUCUCCUUUAAACUCCUCAAGAAGGAAUGCCCGAUUCCGAACGCACAGAGCUCUCCCAUCCCUGCAAAACUUCCAGAACCAGUGAAAGCCAGUGAGGCAGCUGCAAAAAAGACCCAGCCAAAGGCCAGACUGACAGAUCCCAUUCCUACCACGGAGACUUCAAUUGCACCCCGCCAGCGGCCUAAGGCUGGGCAGACUCAGCCAAACCCAGGAAUUCUUCCCAUCCAACCAGCCCUGACACCUCGAAAGAGGGCCACCGUUCAGCCCCCACCUCAGGCUGUAGGAUCCAGCAAUCAGCCUGGCCUGUUAGCCAGUGUUCCCCAACCAAAAACACAGCCUCCACCCAGCCAACCUCUACCACAAGCCCAGCUGAAGCAGCCACAGGCUCCAGCCACCGCACAGCAGCCACCUUCCGCUCCAGCUCAGGGGCUGCCCACCCAGGCCCAGGCCACCCCCCAGCACCAGCAGCAGCUCUUCCUCAAGCAGCAGCCGCAGCCACAGCCGCAGCCCCCACCCCCGGCGCAGCAGCCCGCGGGCACGUUUUACCAGCAGCAGCCACAGCAGCAGGCCCAGGCUCAGCAGUUUCAGGCAGUACACCCAGCAGCCCAGCAGCCAGCGACUUCCCAGUUCCCUGUGGUGUCCCAGGGGAGCUCUCAGCAGCCACUGAUGCAGAGCCUGUACCAGCAGCACCAGCAGCAGCUGCUCCCGCAGCAGAAGCCCACCGUGCCGGCCGUGCAGCAGCCUCAGGUGCAGCCGGCCCCUGCCCAGGAGCCAGCGCAGAUUCAGGCCCCAGUAAGACAACAGCCAAAGGUUCAGACAACCCCACCUCCUGCCAUCCAGGGACAGAAACUUGGAUCUCUCACUCCUCCAUCAUCCCCCAAGACCCAACGUGCAGGGCACAGGCGGAUUCUCAGUGACGUGACCCACAGUGCAGUCUUUGGGGUUCCUGCCAGCAAAUCAACCCAGCUGCUCCAGGCAGCUGCAGCUGAGGCCAGCCUCAAUAAGUCCAAGGGUGGGAACCUACCUAGGUCUGCAACCACCACUCCAUCAGGCUCUCCUCGGACCUCACAGCAAAACGUUUAUAAUCCUUCAGAAGGUUCUACAUGGAAUCCCUUCGAUGAUGACAAUUUCUCCAAACUCACAGCUGAAGAACUGCUAAACAAGGACUUUGCCAAGCUGGGGGAAGGCAAACAUCCUGAGAAGCUGGGAGGCUCAGCAGAGAGUUUGAUCCCAGGUUUUCAACCGCCCCCAAGCGACGCCUUUGCUGCUGCCUCGUCUGUUGCCGGAACCGCUGAAACAAGGAAGGGCGGGCAGGCUGUGGGUCCGAGCCCCCCACUUCUCAGUGUAUCUGACCCUUUCAUUCCUCUUCAAGUACCUGAUGCACCAGAAAAACUAAUUGAGGGCCUCAAGUCUCCUGAUACUUCUCUUCUGCUCCCUGACCUCUUGCCUAUGACAGAUCCUUUUGGUAGCACUUCCGAUGCUGUAAUUGAAAAAGCUGAUGUUGCUGUUGAGAGUCUCAUACCAGGACUGGAGCCUCCGGUGCCCCAGCGCCUCCCAUCUCAGACGGAAUCUGUGACCUCGAACCGCACAGAUUCUCUCACCGGGGAAGAUUCCCUGAUUGAUUGCUCUCUGCUUUCUAACCCCACUACUGACCUCCUGGAAGAGUUUGCCCCCAUAGCCAUCUCUGCUCCAGCCCAUAAAGCUGCAGAAGAUAGUAAUCUCAUCUCAGGUUUUGAUGUCCCUGAGGGUUCGGACAAGGUGGCAGAAGAUGAGUUUGACCCUAUUCCUGUAUUGAUAACCAAAAACCCGCAAGGUGGGCACUCUAGAAACAGCAGUGGGAGCUCUGAGUCCAGUCUUCCCAACCUAGCCAGGUCUUUACUGCUGGUGGAUCAGCUCAUAGACCUGUAGCCGUGACCCAGUAGCAGAUGCAGUUCUGUAACCUUCAUACCGUAAUGUACAUUUUCAUUACGGAGUUCUAAGAAAAAUGAUUUUUUUUUAAAUCUGCAAAUAAGGGGCCCUCUAGCCCUUGUCUCUCCUACCCCUUGCCUUCUGUAGAAAUGAUAAGGAAAGAAAAUCACUUUGGCCCUCCAGAUAUUCCUUGGCCAGCACCGCCCUGUUAGUUUGCUGUGUUUUCUCAUUACCCUUCUUCAAUGGCAUUCUCUUAAGUCAGUUGCUAGAUGCCAUGAGCUUCAUCUCUGCUGGAAUUGACUCCACCAAAAGCUUAACUGUAACUGAAGCUAGUGAAUUGACACCUUUGUCUUAUUCUUGCUAGGAAUGGCCUCCCAGAUCAAUCCUCCCAACCCCUGUCUCCUUUGGCCAGAUGCCAUGAAUGUGUUUCUCUGCUUUUGCUUUUUAUCCUGCUGCAUUAUCAUGAGGACGUGGCUUCUUCAGUUGGUCUUAACUCUAGGCAGUAGCCUGGAGGUGGGUUUGUGGUUUAAGAAAGGGUAAAACUGAUUGACUGAUGGUAUAUGUUUGAAGAGAGAAAAUGAACCCAGCUCUAGCCAACCAACUUUGACCUUGUUUGAUCAUAGACUUAGCCAAGGGAUUUUACACCCCAUGCAAUCUGCCCGACAUUUAUCCAGCGUUCUGGCUUCCACUGAACCAUGAUUUCUCAGAUCUGGAGACAUGACAGCAAGUACUUAAGAUCCUUGGAUAAAAAUGUGUACAUUAUAUAAAUCCCAAGUAUUGCCAUUCCUUUUCAUGUUAACUGUCCCAAGCCGGGAUCUCAGAAUUAGACCAAAACAAGACAAUGGUGGUAAUAUGAUACCUUUUAUUAGAAGACUUUUCACUGGGGGGUGGAUGGGGGAGGGGAAGGAAUUGUAGCAGAAACAGAUGUAUUUUUCUUGUGAUUUUUAUUUUGAAUCAAAUAUUGUAAAUUGUGUAUAAAUGAAGACACUGAAUAGUUCUGUUUCCACUUGGCAUUUCGAGUCUGAUAUCAGGUGUCUGUACAGGGUUUUGAUCUCUUUCCCUUAUAUAAUUAAACAGCAAUCACACAGUGUAACAUAUGGAAUCAUUCUGAGUAGACUUGUGUGUUGCUAUAAGCUUUCAGCAGGUCCUCUGUCUUUGUAGAAUAAGCAUGAUGUUUUAUUUUCAGAUUAUCAGAAGUAAGUGUGCUGACAAGCUGGGCACAAUCUGACUCUGGCUACUUACCUUUCUUUCUCUCUGAUGUUUGAAUUGAAGGAUUCAGCCAAUGAAAUAACGUUCAGUUGGUUUUCCUUGUCUUCUAGAUUAAAAAACAAAGCAAGCAUAGUUCCUCACUAACCUUAGGAUACUGUUUAUAAAAUAAAUAAAGGACCCUGCACUGACAUGACAACAUGCCUCAUGGUCACCCUCUGUGUAUGUCCUUAAUUGUAGUGUAUUUUUUUUCCCUACGUGGAAAGCAAUUUUAUAAAAUCACCCCUUUGAAAAGAGGUGGGCAGAGAACCCCAUUGUGGUUCUCUUCCUUGAGUGCUAUUUUCCAUGAUCAAAAGGGAAACUUAGUUGAUCAGAUUUGUACAAAUAAAAUUCCAAGUCCGUUUGCUUGUUUCUCUAUGUAGUACUUUUGUUUCUUCCUCCUCACGUUUGCACUUUAAGGGGGAAAAAAGCAAGUUGAUCAGCAACAACAGCCUGCAAAACAUUGCACUUUGGAGGUCAAACUCUGACCCCAGCAAUGUGAGAGCAGCCUUUGAAAGGCAUAAGAGGAAAAGUCUAAAUCUUUCCAUCUUCCUUCUGACUUUAAAUACUUCCCGUGCCAGCUGAACCUAAAUGAGCUAAGUAAGGGCCUCUAUUAGGAUAAUGGAUCAUUUCCAAAAUUGAAGGAGGCACAACCUUCCGGCUGAGGAUUGAAAAAGAUACCCUUGAAGAACUCUCUGUGAUUGAAAGCAGUGAAAAUGAGACUUGGUUUGCCCCUUUACGGACAGGAAUAUUACUGAAGAUCAAAAAUGUAUUCUUUUCCCUGGAAUAGAAAGUAUGUAUAAACUAAUGAAGAAAAUGCUUAUUUUUAAAUAAGAAUAAUGUUUUAUGCUUAUGUUUUCCAAUUUUAUUUUUUUUCAUACAUACAUGUUAGAAAUAUAAUGAAAUACCUACUUUCUCAAUUUAAUUGAAACCAUGAUGACUACAGUUGAGAAAUAGGUGUCUUUAAAUUGUUCCUUUCAUGUAUUUCCCAUAAUCUCAUUGAGAUAAUUACCUCGUUAUCUGGUUCAGUAAAGCGUAAUCAAACCUGUUAAUGAAAAUGAACAGAUCAGAAGUCAGAAGCCAGGGACUGCAAGCCGAGGGAGAUAAUGACAUGAAAUUCCCUUGGGCUUAUUGUUUAGGAGUAGGGCUUCAAAGGGGAGUACGUUUUUUUCUGUUAAGGAGUAUGUGUGAGGUUCUCGGUAAAUGGGACCUCCCUUAAUUUAUAGCAUCACCCCUGAGCUGAAAAUUGAUUUGAUAUGAGUGUAGUAUACUGAUAACUGAUAGACCUGUGAAACUCUAGACUGAGCUACAAGAGGGACCUCAGAAAGCACCCUCUAGUCCAGACACCUCAUUUCACAGGUGUGGGGCCUGAGGCAGGCUGGUGGGAAAAGAGGCCCGGACAGGACUGGCCACCUGAGAUCUCAUCCCAGCCUUUGCCAGUCACUGGUCACGUGGUCCUCACAGGUGCUUCGCUGUCAGAGUUGCUGUUUCCUAUUUAUACAAUGAUGAAUUUGGACUAGAUGGUCUUUAAGAUUAUAGAAUUCUAGGGUUCUGAGCAUAUAUUAUGUUUUCGAAGGACAAUGAAGGAUUUACAUAAUCCCAAUGUUCUUCAGUUAUCUUCUGUAGCUCUUACUAUUACCGUAGCAGUAUUUAUCUUUUAGAGAAUUAGGAUGGGCUUUUACUAAUCUGGGUUGCUCGCUCUUGGCCAUCUGAAUAGAAGCCUGAAUUACCAUAGAGCUUUGGACCUAGAUUUCCCUUUUUAAUCAUAUACAUGCAUGUCCUUAUGUUUCAACAAAACAGCACCAAGAGGUUUCAGCUCAAUGAUUUGCCACUCAAAAAUGGGCAGGUACUCUAAGCAUAUGUUUCUGGUUUGCUUUUAUUCCAGCUGUGCAAGAGUAAUGACUAUAUCAGAAAACAUCACAAGUUUUCUUUUUUUCCUUCACAACAUUCAGAUAAACUAGAUCACCAAAUUUAAGUCCCUGUGUUUUAAAAAACACAGGCCUCAAAGGAGAUAAGGUUUAAAUGGACACUUCUAAGUAUUAAUUAUAAUCAAUGAUUUCUUCAGCAGACAUGUCAGAAUUUUAACACUUAAGUGAGUGUCGCUCCCUUCAAAGGCAUCUGGUUUUACUUGGGAAGCUAAUACUUAAUUCUAAUGAUACUGCCAUCUUUUGAAGUUAUUUUUGAAACUUCUUUCCUUAGAAAUACCAUCAAGGAAGGUAAUAAGGCAUAAGAAAAUCAGUUGUAUUAUUACCUAAUUAGUAUCACUUUCAACUUCUGAAAGUAUGUUCGUUUCUUGAUCUUCUUCCACCACCCUUGGUUCUGAGUAACAUUUGGCUAUUUCCAAAAAGCAAAAUCCCCUCCCUCUUAGAUAAAGAGUGGUUACUACUGGAGAUAGGAAAAAGCAUAAUCCACAGGAAACACCCAGAAAGGAUCUUAUAAUGGAAAGUGACAACAAUCAGUCUAAUUUCCUUACUAUUCUGAAUAAGGGAACUUUGGUGAUUGUUGCCUGUCUUUGGUAUGGUUUAGAAAACUGAAAGAUACAGGUUUUAAAAUACCUCUGGAAGAGGUUGUCACUUUGUCAGGUGUCAUUGGAUGCUUGACUUGGCUCUUCCUAGAUUAGAAUUAUAGAACCUGGAUUGCUAGAAUUGUAGAACCUGUAUAUAAUACUGUUUCCCUACUAUCCCGACAGAUAAUUGAUAAUUUUGAUUCAAACCGACGCAGCUUUCCCCAGGUCAGAAACAGUUCUGCCUUCAGCAGUGCUGUGGGAAGGAAGGGACUUUUUGGGUUGACCUCAGCCCAGAGGUAAUGGAGGGAUCUGGGCUCAGCUAAACAAAUGUACUCUAUAGAUAACUUGGACCAAAAUAAAGUAUCCCAUGAUAUUUGUCUAUAUUUUCAAGAAUCUUUAGCUUUCUCAAAUUAUCAUGAUCCUGUACCACUAACUCAGGGUUUAGGAAUAAAAAUGACAGACAACUACUCAAUUAAACAAAUUAGAGGCUGCCAUGUAGAAUAGAGCAAUGAUCACAGGGAUAUUUAAAAUGGAAUAUUUACUGAAACACUCCAGAUAUUACAAAGCUAUCUUUUAUUCCUCUCUAGAGACUAUAAUUUUACCAACAGAAAGUUAAGUCUUUUCCUUUUCCACACUAGUAAUGAAUGUUCCUGAAGUUGUAUGUGCUUGGGUUUUUUGAUUCAGAAUGAAUCCCAGAUGGCCUCCAUUUCAAAUAAUCUGUUGUACUAAGACACGAUGUUGUUUUUCCUGGGUUUCCUUUCACUAAGGUGAGGGAGAGAGGUUCCUUGGGUAAAUACUAGCCUAUGCAAAGUUACCAAAUGGUGAUAGUUGCUGGAAUGGAAGUCACUUUCUCGGUUCCCACUUUGAUGGAGUGUCCUGAAUUACUCUUUUCCUAUGAGUAUUCUACUCCACCCUUUGCAUACCCCCUGGUCAUGUAGAUGUAUAUUUGCCACAAGUCUUUAUCCUGUCCUCCCCAAGAAGAGAAAGCAAACAGAGGUACAUAAAGCUACUUUAGCAGUAAAAAUGUGAAGUUAAAAUAUUGCUAAUCAAGUAUUGUAUAAAAAAAAUGUAAACAAAUUUCUUAUGUAAACAUAUAAGGGAAUAAAGACUUUUAUCUGUUCAAAUGAGAGCAUGAUGUUCAGAGAUGUAAAAACUUAAAAUAGCUGUUUUCCUCCUCUGAGAACCCACUUUUGCAGAAAAGAUUUAAACACAUCAUUGAGUGAUGAUAAGUACUUGUGCACAAGGCAAGUGUGAAUGCUUGUGAUUGACAUGUUGAGGAUGUUUUAGUGAGUCAUGGCUUCCCUGGCUUCACCUCAUGGUCAGGGAGAAUAAAACCCCUGUAAGCCUGUACUUUAUAUGACCAGGCACAGGUUGGAAAACAGAGCACAGAUUUUCAGCCACACUCCUUUGAUUUAACCCUUUCUAUAUCUAAUAUUAAAUAUUCAAUGUAAUUAAACAUUUUAUGUAGGCAAGAGCAGUUUUAUGCCCAAGAAAUCUUUUCCAUUGAAUUGCUCUGUUGGCUUGAGAGGCACAGUAUUACUAGUCAGUGUUGGCUCCCAUCAAAUCCCUUACUCCCCAGUUGUGGUUUUUAAUGCAGCUAUACAACAUAUGGUGAAAACAAACCCUUAAUUUUAAAAAAGGUCAUGGAAAUUAGUAGUUUGAUACACAUCUCUUGAUUCCCUGAUUUGGUUCUAAGAGUGUGUAUUUCAGUUGGUACUACAUUUCUGAAGUUCUUGUGAAGGGGUAUUUUGCUUUCUAUUUGCUAACUAUAUGAGAAGGUUCCCCAGUACUCCAAAUCUUCAUUUUCAGUUUUUUAGCCGAAUUAUGUCUUUCAUACUUCCUAUAACUGUUAUUUCAAUUUAUAUAAUGGAGGAAAGUAAAAGUCUGGUUGUACAUGAUAUAUUGCACUAAGGAAUAUCUUGUCUGAAACUUAGUCUUGAGAUUUUGAUUUCUUAGGAUGCACUCUGAGGACCUUCACUAUGUCCAACAGAAAAAAUUUCUCAGGUAAAGCUAUGCCAAAUCAUUCAGCACUUUUGAUUGCUUUGGAAGUUAAUAGGGAGUUGGUGAGGAUAGUUGCCAAGUUAUCAAAUAUUUGGGACUCUUUUCCUACUCUCUGAAGCAAAUGAACUCUUAGUGAAUUCUAGAGAAUUUGGAACCUUAAGAUAAACUAAAAUGGAACUAUCCCUAAGUGGAAGUGUCAAACAAGUGUUCUUUACCCUAACCUGACACACUCUUGUACAUCAGAGCAAGAAAAAGAACUGUGUUUUGACUUCUUUAAUGUGCUAAACCAAAAUAAAGAGAGAUUUGACACAGUUUGAGGGAGUUAGAACAUAAUGUUCAAUGUUAGGUUUCAUAAUAAGGAAGACCCUUGGGCUGAUGGUGAAGCCAAGUCCGAGGUUUUAGCCACCCACCCCUAGGAAUGACUAGCUGGCAUUACUGAGCUCUGUGGUCACACGGCCUCUGCUAUGCAUGCCACUGGUUGCCAGAGGAACUGGGCUAAGGCACGAGGUUAAAUCAGUGUAAAUCCUUUAUUGCUAGUAGGCAGAUGGCUUCAAACACAGUAGCAGUAAAAAUGUAAAAUUUGAACAUUUUCCUGAUAGUACAAGGCUUUCUUCGCAUACAACCACCAUUCACUUUGAAAACACAUGCUUUCCCUGCGAGAACACACUCAUUCCAAAAAGGCCUCUAACUGCUGACAAGAUUUAAUGUCUAUCUUCUGUUACAGUUAUUUAGAAUCUUUCCUUCUCUUGACUGUUUUGUUUCUUGUGCUGCAAUCACCAAAAUUCCUUGAGGGAAUGUGGCUGUCUGUGCGUCCCCAUGCCCACCAGCAUUUCUUUGGUUUCCAUAAUACCAGGCUUGGAGAGUUGCAAAAGGUGGUGGUUCUCUGCCUUGCUUACACAGCACCCUUCUAAAAAGAAUAGGAAGGUUAAGAGACUUGGCCCUCUCAAGAGAAUCCUUUAAAUGUACUUUUCCAGUCCUGUAAAGCAGAUUCAUGCUGAAAGAGAGAGAUGAAAUAGGUCUGGCUUUGUUUUGAAGGACAGGAAACUAGUUUUCUUUCAGACUUGAUGCUAUAGUAUUUUGUGACUGUGUUUGGGAAUUUUAAAAAGUUGUUGGAAUUUUAGGCAUGAUUUUCUAAUUACUCACCAUGAAGGCCAUAGCCAAAGAAUAUGCUCUGAAUUGGCAGGGCUCCAGCUGACUUGACCAAGAGCCCACUUUUUAACAGGAAUUACUUAGGUUAGGCAUAAUCUUCCAUCCUAUCCAACCAUGGAUAUGGGCACCCCCUGCAUGGUACUUUACAAUUCUCAGUGUAAUCCAACACUGCAGGUAUCCCGUGUGCCCGGAUUCUAUAGGUAGCUGUUUUUUGGCAGUGUCUGCACACAAAUUAAUCUGACUGACUUAAGUUAAAUGUCCUGAAAGCACUAACUCCAGUCAAACUAGUGUUUCAUUUUCAUUGCUGAUUUGUAUGAUGCCAGAAUUAGUCAUUGGCUUGACUAAAUUUACUUUUUUUUUCCUAAGAGAUAUUUUGCUCUCCCCAGGAACCAGCUUAGUAACACCAACUUUUGGGGUAGUUUUGGAAGAUGAGAAAUUGUGCCUUAGUUUUGGUAACUGAAAACUUUGUCCAGCUGAUGCUAUGUUAGAAAGUGGUUCAAGGAAUUGGGGCCUUUCAUACCACUUGCUGGGCAAAUCUUACUUUGGAAAACCUCUUUGCCCCCUCUCAUUUGAAUUUCCUCCCAGAAAUCAUGAUCUGGGGAAUCACUGUGACAGAUUUAAUAUCAAUAUGCUUGCCUGUGAGUUUAGGAUUUUGUCUUUCUACAUUCUGUUGCAAGGGAGAAAGUAUUCUCUCUAUUUCCUAUCAGCCAACUAAUGCUUUCCUAUCACCGAUGUAGGUGCACAUAUUAAAGUUUUAAUGCAAGGAAAAAUUUACCUUCUUCAAAAUCAUAUUCUUCAAAUAUUAUUCAGAAAGCCCUUCAGAACCAGUUCAGAAUUUAAGACUAAUUUGGAAUUCACUCAACACAGUCAAACUGUUAGAAAGGGAAAUAAAGAUGGGAGAAAUACCCACCUUUUUUUGUUUCUGAAAACAAUACUUAAGGUCAGAACUGUUUAAAAAGAAGCACUGCUAAAAAGUUAUAGGAUUCAGAGAAACAAUUUUUUUUGUACAUACCUUCUAAAAUGUUCAGAUCUCUCUCUACGUCUCCCUACAAUGUAAUGUCUCUAAGUGACUGGUUUCCCAAUAAACUGAUUUUGAUGCUGC